AUGUCCACUCUGUUCUACAGGUCUACUGAGAACAAGAAGGAGGACCUCCUGAAUUGGGCCUCAGAAAACACCAAGAGGUCUACUGAGAACAGGAAGGAGGACCUCCGGGAUUGGGCAUCAGAAAACAGAAAGAGGUCUACUGGGAACAGGAAGGAGGACCUCCGGAAUCAGGCCUCCAAAAACACCAAGAGGUCUAUUGAGAACAGGAAGGAGGACCUCCGGAAUCAGGCCUCCAAAACCCCCAAGAGGUCUACUGAGAACAGGAAGGAGGACCUCGGGAAUUGGGCCUCAGAAAACAUCAAGAGUUCUACCGAGAACAGGAAGGAGGACCUCCGGAAUCAGGCCUCCAAAAACACCAAAGGGUCUACCGAGAACAGGAAGGAGGACCUCCGGAAUCAGGCCUCCAAAAACACCAAGAGGUCUACCGAGAACAGGAAGGAGGACCUCCGGAAUCAGGCCUCCAAAAACACCAAGAGGUCUACCGAGAACAGGAAGGAGGACCUCCGGAAUCAGGCCUCCAAAAACACCAAGAGGUUAGCCUUAUCCUAA
This is a messenger RNA of Ornithodoros turicata, 549 nucleotides long. Its product is annotated as myb-like protein X. Lineage: Eukaryota; Metazoa; Arthropoda; Arachnida; Ixodida; Argasidae. The record is from RefSeq and is a predicted model, not a curated record. The transcript has 9 exons. Bases 1 to 549 code for a protein of 182 amino acids.